CAAGGCUUCUCCUUUUCCAUAUUUGAGUGUCUAAGGAGGCUAACAUUGGCCAAUGGCAUCUUCUUCCAGAUUGUGAUCCACCUUUUUCUGUUCUCUUCUGUUUCGAUUCAUCAUUUCUAUGAAAUAUAGCAAUGAACAGCUUUCGCUUACCAGAUAAUGGUGCAUCUACGUCUGCUAAAGUAAGACUGGUUUUAACAAGACUAUCAUCUAGUUGGUAUUUGGGGUUAUAUUUAUUAUCUUUGGUUAUUAUAUUAUGGGUUGCUUCAUCUUUCUUAGUUAACAAAAUAUUUGCUGACGAUUUAUACAGAAAACCUUUUUUGAUUACUUAUAUUAAUACUGGUGUUUUUAUUUUCUAUCUUUUGCCAAUAUUGUUCAAUAGAAAUGGAGAUAGAUCAAUUUCGUCAGUGAUUAAUAAAAAAAAACAAUUGCCAUUGAAUGAAACAUUGAAACUAAGUAUGAAUUUUUGUAUUCUAUGGUUUUUGGCAAAUUUAACUAUGAAUGCUUCGUUAUCUUACACUUCAGUGGCUUCACAAACUAUUUUAACGUCAACUUCAUCUUUUUUUACAUUACUAAUGGGCUAUGUUUCCAGAUUAGAGACAGUUAACAGCACUAAAGUACUUGCAUUAAUUUUAUCAUUUACUUGUAUAAUAAUUGUGACCAAAGUUGAUAGUGAAACAGAAGAGGAUGAUAUUUCAAUUAAAAAUAAUGUUUCAUAUAAGAGUGUAUUUGGUGAUUUUUUAGCAUUAAUAUCAACUUUUAUUUACAGUAUUUAUACAAUAUUAUUGAAAAAAAAAGUGAAAGUUGAAAGUAAAUUAAAUAUGAAACUAUUUUUGGGUUUUGUUGGAUUUUUCAAUUUAAUUUUAUUAUGGCCUUCGAUUUUAAUAUUGAAUUAUUUUAAUUUAGAAAAAUUUGAAAUGCCAUCCAAUUUAUUUAUUUGGAAAAUUUUAAUCGUUAAUUGCUUUAUAUCAUUUAUCGCUGAUUUUUGUUGGGCAAAGGCAAUAUUACUAACGAGUCCAUUAACAGUGACUGUUGGAUUAACAUUAACUAUUCCAUUGGCAGUAAUUGGGGAUGUCAUAUUCAAUGAUAAAAAGAUUAGUUUUAUUUAUGGAUUAUGUGCAGUUUUAAUAUGUGUUGCGUUUAUAAUUAUUAAUCAAAGUGAAUCUGAUGAAGAACAAAUUAUCGAGAGUGGUGAGGAAACUGAACAAUUAAUAUAAUUAAAGAUGGGAGAAAAUCAAAAAAGAAGGAGAAAACAAAUUUUAAAACUUAAAAAUUAGAAAUUAUACAGGGAUAAUAAUUGAAAUAAAAAAUAAAAUAGU
Ascoidea rubescens DSM 1968 is the source of this 1316-nucleotide messenger RNA. Its product is annotated as DMT family transporter. The transcript has a single exon. Gene Ontology annotation, cellular component: membrane. The record is from RefSeq and is a predicted model, not a curated record. NCBI's taxonomy places the organism in Eukaryota, Fungi, Ascomycota, Saccharomycetes, Ascoideales, Ascoideaceae. Bases 132 to 1214 code for a protein of 360 amino acids. Gene Ontology annotation, biological process: regulation of peptide transport.